AUGCCGAAAUCCAAGUGGUUUCCAAAGUUCAAGAAGGAGCUUCCACGGGCGGAUGGCAAGGUUUUUGUGAUCACAGGCACCACUUCGGGCACAGGUUUCGUUGCGGCAUGGGUCGUGGCAGAGCUGGGCGGAGAGGUCCUUCUGCUGAACCGACCGUCUCAGCGUGUGACCGACUCCAUGGAGAGCCUAAAGGAGAUCGUCCCAGAUGGAAAGUUCAGCAACAUCGCUUGCGACUUGCAGGAUUUCGAGAGUGUCCGCAAAGCGGCCGCUGAGAUCAAAUCGCAGUACUCAAAGAUCUACUGCCUCGCGAACAAUGCAGGUAUCAUGGCAACGCCAGACAAAGCAACAAAGGAUGGCUAUGACACCCAGAUGCAGACCAACCACUUGUCUCAUUUCCUGCUCACAGCAGAGCUUUUCCCAUUGUUGGAGGCGGAGGCAGAGCAAACUGGAGACGCUCGGAUUGUGAACCAUUCCAGCCUUGGCCGCCUUCACACCGUGAACAAAGGCUUGGAGGAAAAGUACUUCGGGAAAAAUGGUGGCAAUUUGGGCGGGGAUUCCAUCAAGUUGAUGGGUGGAGCUUGCUAUCAUCGCUACUUCCAGACCAAGUUGGCCAACUCGGUCUUCACUUAUGCCCUGCAUGAGAAGUUGAAGGUGCGCAACUCCAAGGUCCGCUCUCUUUGCGCACACCCCGGUGGAUCGAUGACGAACCUUGCCAAUGGUUUGAAGCAUGGCUGCUGCACGGACUGCUGCCUUAGCUGUCUCAUGCCGAGCUUACUCCAAUCACCCGAAGAUGGGAGCAUGGGGCUCGUCAAGUGUAUGGUGGCUACAGAUGCUCAGAGUGGCGUGCUCUACGGCCCCAAGAAUUCUGGUGCAACAGGACCAGUGAAGAAGCCACAGGAAGUGAAGGCCGAGCGCACGACGGUGGCAGAUCGAAAUGGGCAGACCAUGCCACCUGGCUCUCGGCUGGCCGUGGCUUCGGGCCUGCGCAUCGGUGGCACCGCGCGCAAGGUAGAGCUCGGGUUGCUGCGAAGUUUCCUCCUGGGCGAGCUGACGGAGGAGGUACCGGUUGACCGGCUCAUCGUGGCAGGAGGUGUGCAUGCGGACAAACAUGCAGAGAUGGAAUGCCGCGAAGGUCGCCUAAAGAGAAGCUGGCUUGCUGGCGGUGGGGUGCAGCGACCAGUCGCUGCCGCCGCGGAAGAGGCAGACCUCUUCCUGGCACCGCUCAGCUGCCGCAUGCGGCUAUGCCUUCAAAGUGGCGAAGGCCUUCGAGGUGCAAUUUGGAGCUCUGGUCGAACCCUGCCAGCCAAGUCAUCUCGAAGGUGCAGGUGGUGGGCCACGCUGGUCAGCCCCUCGCCCUUGCCCUCCGCGAAGCCGCGCGCGGUGCGAAACCUCGGUCCGCUGCAGAGAUACAGCUGCAAUGCUGGCGCGAGCAGUACCUGGCACCUGUGUGGCCAGACUUGCUGGCGCCCAAGGCAAGAUGCGGAUCGAGCGCAAGGCUGGACCAUGAGGCCGGAUCCGUUCAGCAUCGAGCUGAGUAGAGAGGCAAGCAAAGUCUUGCUCUUCGCCGGCAACUGCAAAGCUCCUCAAUGGGAGUUCCUUCCAGCGAGUUCAGAGAGCACAAGGAAACGGCACGAAGAGAAGGAUGUCCUGGCGAUUUGCGUCCCCGACUUUACUGAAGAUCCCAGCAUUCUGCUCAUCAACGAGGAUCUGUCCGUUCAGCUCAUCAAGUUCCGUUUGGACUAG
Molecule: messenger RNA, 1743 nt
Organism: Effrenium voratum
Lineage: Eukaryota; Dinophyceae; Suessiales; Symbiodiniaceae
Source: the annotation of a GenBank genome assembly